Messenger RNA from Alternaria atra, 1044 nucleotides. RefSeq lists its product as uncharacterized. The transcript has a single exon. Gene Ontology annotation, molecular function: nitronate monooxygenase activity. The record is from RefSeq and is a predicted model, not a curated record. Lineage: Eukaryota; Fungi; Ascomycota; Dothideomycetes; Pleosporales; Pleosporaceae. Bases 1 to 1044 code for a protein of 347 amino acids.
AUGUCGACGCUCAAGGAACAACUGCCAUGGACAUCGUCGCCGCUAAUCGUCAACGCGCCCAUGGCGGGGUUCGCAGGCGGUGAGCUCGCGUCAGCUGUAACACUAGCCGGCGGCCUUGGUAUGAUUGGAAGCCUAAUGAAUAUGGAAGACCUAAGGAAAGAGCUGGGUAUCGCCGUCGAAGCCUUCAAGGACAACCCGGCACUAUCGGCAUCGCGCACCCUUCCAAUCGGUAUCGGAUUCCUCCCUUUCGUACUCAAGCUCGAGGAAGUCCUCCCGGUAUUCGAGGACUUUAAGCCUUGUGUGGUGUGGUUGUUUGUUCCGAAAUCACUAGAUGACUACGCGGAAUGGGUGUCAGCGAUACGCAAAGCCUCACCGGACAGUAAGAUCUGGAUCCAACUUGGUAGCGUGACGGCAGCUCUUCACGUUGCAAAGAUUGCACAACCAGAUGUUCUGUGUCUCCAAGGUGCGGAUGCCGGUGGUCAUGGCUUUGAGAAGGGCGCAAGUAUCGUCUCGCUACUACCAGAGGCGUCAGAUGCACUUGCCGCGGAAGGCUUCUCCCACAUACCCCUCGUUGCCUCAGGUGGUAUUACCGAUGGACGCGGUGUUGCUGCUGCACUGACACUCGGUGCGGAAGGCGUCGUCAUGGGAACACGUUUUCUCGCUUCUAAAGAGGUAAACGUCCAUCCGGUCUACCAGGCCGCACUUCUGGAGGCGCAAGACGGCGGACAGGUAACGACCCGUUCGAAACUGUUCGAUCAGCUGCGCGGCCCCAACAUCUGGCCGGAGCUGUACGAUGGACGCGGCUUGGUGGCACAGAGCCACAGAGAUUUCGCGAAUGGCAUGAGCCUAGAGGAGAUACAAAGGCUGCACAAUGAUGCUGCAGCAGGUGAAGACAAGGGAUUCAAAACGGGCUUGCAAGGGCGCGCAGCAAUUUGGGCGGGCACUAGUGUGGGGUUAGUGAAAGAGGUGCAAAGCGCGGAGGAAAUUGUGCAGACGGUGCGACAAGAGGCGAGAGAUAUUUUGGUUAGGAUGGCGAUGUUGUAG